AAAGGUUGUGUGUGUCAACUUGUUGUGCUGUGUUGGUCAACGCAUACAGCCAGCUUGAACCGACCACCAAAAGUUUUUGUCCUUGCCAGAUGUCUUCGUUCAAGAGAAACCUCAAGCCAAACAACCCAAACCAAGCACCAUCGAGCUAUCCGACUGGCUUCCACCCAUCUCAUUACAAUGGGGUUCCAACAGCAUCGACUGGGAUAGCUUCCUUGGACGAUCUCCUGGGAGGAGGACUGCCGAUCUCAUCUAGCUUCCUCAUCGACGAGGACGAGGACGGAGGAUAUGGGAAACUCAUACUCAGAUAUUCGAUUGCUCAAGGCAUCGUUUCCAAACAACAUCUGAUUGUCGUCGGAUCAUCCCUCGACGAAGGCGGCGAUCCAGAGAAAAUUAUCGAUCGUCUGAUGUCUUUGGAUGAAUCUGACGAGCCUCUUGAACCACCUUCAUCGAAUCAGUCACAAAAAUCAACCGCAAGAUCCUCCGGCUUGUCAGCAGAGAAGGAAAAGUCAACCGCCCCGAGUGAUGCGGCCGAUGAUGAUGAUGAGGAGGAGGAGGACGAUGAUGAUGAAGUAAAUGCUGAUAAGGUGAAAAGUCAACGGAUGAAGAUCGCUUGGCGUUACGAAAACUUAGGUCACCACCAUUCAGAGGCUGAGAGCAUAUACCAACAAUCCAGGUGCCACGUCUUCAAUCUGAGCAAGACAAUGAAACUUUCGGCGGAUCAACGAUCAAGGACCGAUUGCAUCGAUGUCAAGAAUCUCGAAGGUUUACCCACUAGUUUACUCGCCCAAAUCAAGCAAAUAAUCGAAGAAAGGCGAAAAGCGUCAUCAUCGUUACCGUCGUUUCGGAUAGUGAUUCAAUCUAUUGGGUCUAUAGGCUGGCCCCCGAUGGAAGACUUUAUGAUCUUCCGAUUCCUCAAAGAGCUCGAAAUGUUACUCCGGUCUACCGAUUGCCCGAAGAUUGCAAUGAUCAGCUUUCCAAGCGCCUAUCGUUCUCCAGAUUUGGCUAAGAUGUUACCAUGGGCCACUUCUGGGUCUCUAUCUCUUCAAAGUUUCGCUGGAGAUGAAAAAAGUCAAGCUGCAUUUCCGAAUCAUCAGGGUGCUGUGCACUUCAUCAGAUUACCAAGUCCAUCAUCACUAUCACCCCCAGCGACGAAGCUUUCAGUGAUCCGAGCGUUGGGUGGGGGCUCGGAGGCAGGGAUCGGAAGUAAUCUAGGAUUCAAGUUAGGCCGCAGGAAAGGCUUCCGGAUCGAGAUGAUGGGACUGGGUCUUGACAUAGAAAAUGAGAACCCACCUGAAGAAGCUUCCACUACACAUCAACCGGAUAAGCCCUCCGAAGUUCCGGUUGAUGGCCUGGACGGGCUCGCAAUUGUUAAUCCUUCUCAAGUCAAGAAGAAGUCUGCAAAACCGAGAUCCAGGGUGAGAUUCGGCGAUCCCUCUCAAGACUCUCAUGACCUCCUGAAAAACACGGAUUGGUAGUCGAUUGAACAUAUUCCGCUCUUCUUUAUCAUAUCCUUGUGUUACCAACCGGCACAAUAAUAUCACUGCUUCUCCUGGGUUAAUUUUCAUUUCUUUUGAAUGAUUCUUUUAUGAAGGGUGAUUGCAUGAAGAAAGCGAUUUGCAGAUUUAUGAUUCAUGUCAACCCAAAAUUCUGCAUAAUGGGGCCACACUCUUUUCCAGAAAAACAAAGACGCGCGUCCCCUUGAAUGUAUGAUGAAACUGAGCUCCUGUUCACAUCUAAACCCCUAUUUUCAAUUAAACAUUCCUACUCUCCGAUGACAGCAUGUUCCCAAGGGCUCUGGUGUAGGUUUUUGGCUACCUACACACCACUGUUCUGAAAGA
Puccinia graminis f. sp. tritici CRL 75-36-700-3 is the source of this 1838-nucleotide messenger RNA. RefSeq lists its product as uncharacterized. The transcript is spliced from 4 exons. Gene Ontology annotation, cellular component: cytoplasm; elongator holoenzyme complex; transcription elongation factor complex. Gene Ontology annotation, biological process: tRNA wobble uridine modification. The coding region runs from base 90 to 1475 and encodes 461 amino acids. The record is from RefSeq and is a predicted model, not a curated record. NCBI's taxonomy places the organism in Eukaryota, Fungi, Basidiomycota, Pucciniomycetes, Pucciniales, Pucciniaceae.